AUGUCCGUCGAAUUUGAAAUCCAACGGCUGAGAAAUCCAUAUCACGGCAAAUUACCAAAGAACUGCCACUGGUGGGCGGUGGCCGGCCGCGCCCAGAAAAACGAGUCGCACGACUCGUCCCUCUCCUUCGCUCGAUCCCCCACCUCCACACUCGCGCUCGCGAUAGGGUUACAGGGCCGCCGCCGCCGCCGCGCCGCCCGACAGCCCGCCCCUCCCGCUCGCCUGAAGCCGCUGCUCUCGCCCGCCCGCUCGCUUCGAGGCCCGCAGCCGUUGCUCCGCCCCGGCCACUCCUUCCCCGCUUGCUCGCCUCGAGGCCCUCAGCCGCUACUCCGCCUCGGCCGCUGGCCUCGACACCCGACGCCGCCUCGCCGGAGUUUGCUCGGGCCGUCGCCUAGGCUGAGCUCUCAUCCCCUCUCUGUCUUCUCUGUUCUGUUCUGGGAAGCUGAUUUUGGGGGAAGUUUCUCAAAAGCUGAUUUUGGAGAAUUAAUGCCCAUAGUUCUGAGUAUUGGCAGACUGCGCGACGGCUAUUUUGCGGCGGCGGAGGGAUAUGUGCAUUAUUUUGUCUCUGCAUAGUAGUGAUUUGAAUUUGAUAAGUAUAGGCAUAAGAGGGGAGAUUGGAGGCGGUUGAGAUGCAAAUCCUCUCACGCUCGAUUACUCGAAGCGUCAGCAGGGUUGCCUCUACUCUGCCUCGCUGCUGGUUUCCAGCACUUGCGCGAGGCGAUGCUCCACUCAAGGCUUUAGCACGGGCCUAUCGAAAUCAACAUCUUGAUUGUCUUUUCCUUGAGAAGAGUACACUGAAUUGGCUGCGCCAAUUCUUCAUACAUGGCGUGAAUGAGAGGAAGACUAAUAAUGCAGCAGAGGCUAGUUUAACUGAAGAUAUGCUACCUCUUAAACA
Molecule: messenger RNA, 895 nt
Organism: Triticum urartu
Lineage: Eukaryota; Viridiplantae; Streptophyta; Magnoliopsida; Poales; Poaceae
Source: RefSeq, a predicted model, not a curated record